CAAGCUCAUGCAUGUGUGCACAGAGACACAGUGUUUUAAGUCCCAAGCUGAAGGAAAGGAGGCCUCAGUGGCUGAAUCAGGGAAGAAUUUAUAUCUGAGAAGUUUGGGAAAGAGAUCACCUGGCAAGGCUCAGCCUGGGCCACAAUGAUUUUAGGCUUCCUCCAUCCUGAUCCCUAAAAGUUGUGUGUCGGCCCUGUCAAAAACCCUGGCUUCUUAGGUUCUCUGCUUUCACAUCUGUCUUAGCUCCUCUGAACUAUAUGAGCUUGAAGGUGCUAGACCUUGGAGAUCAAAGAUGGCACAGAAGUAACCUUUUCCGAAGCUUGACCCCAUUUGCAGAGUUUCUGAGACUGAUGCCUCUCUCUAGUGAUCACUACAGGUCUAAGCAGUGCAUCUGGUUUGAAAGUGCUGUUAGUUGUUCGUAGGCACUCUUAAAAACUUCCCACUUUACCCAUUUCCCCCACUUGCAGUGUCCUUAUGCCCAACUGCCCUGCUGUCCAAUUCAAUCCUGCCUUUGCAGACUUACCAGCUUGUUCUUUCCUGGAAUAUCACAACAGGCCCUAAUCUGGCCCUCAAGCAUGGCUGCCAUCCCCCCACUUCACCCUCCCCCAAAAGGUUUAAUAAUUGAGCAGGAAUUGGGGUUAGGGGAUGCAGUGCAAAUACACUGGCCCAUCCUAAUUCAACCAGACUGAUAGCCUUAAAUCACCUGAAAUUCUGAGUUCUUUACUACAUAUAGCAGCUACCCAAGACUUAAAAAAAAUAAAAAACAUCUGGAGUUAUCCACCUAGACAGACCCAGUUUACUGAGUUUGGGACCUUUACAGUAGAAAGUAGGGUGGGGAGAAAGUUCUCCCUUGCUACUGUCUGCUUCUGCCUUGCUCUUGGUGUUUUAAAGGAAUCCCUUCCUUGGCAAAAGGAGGAGCAUCUGAAAUGAAUUACUCCUACAAACCUGUUGGAUUUGGCCCAUAGAAUUUAAGAAAAAAAUCGGGUUAAAUGAUAUUUAAAAUUUUAGAAAUUUCACACAAAAAUUUGGAGUUCUGGCUUCUCUGAAAAUAAGCAGUUCAGAAUGGAAUACAGUGGAUCUGCAGUUAAGGGCUCAUGACAAUCACAGGCUGCCCCUCUUUAUCAAGGCCGCAAGAGGUGAAAAUGACAUGACUUGCAUACAUACCACAGUUGCUGCUACUUGGGAUUACUGGAAGGAAUAAAGGAGAAAGGGAAAGAUAUGUGGGGAAUGAAUUUGAAGGCAGUGUUUAAAGUUAGAAGGAUGAAGUCGAAAACCAGAGCAGUAUCCAGUGGAGCAGAAGCGAAGAGGCCUGCCAAGAAGGAUUACCAUCUCAUUGUAUAGAAGACUCAGAAAAAACAUGGUGCCUUAACAACCAGUUGAUGAUGAAGCCAGGUUGGACCUCCUGCUUUCCAGUGCACUGCUCCCACCUGCCACACUACAGUCUCCCCACAGAUGUCCACUCGAUUCCAGAAUCAAGUGCAUUUUAAUCUAAGACCUCAGCAUCCUUGGGUGGAAGACAGUAUGUGGACGUUGAUGUAGCUGUGAAACCAGCAAUCAGUGGUCUUACAAGUAGUUUAGAAAAGGAGGGGGUAUGGAGAGGAGACUGUGCUGGGCAGACGAUGCUGGACACGAUGGAGGCGCCCGGCCACUCGAGGCAGCUGCUGCUGCAGCUCAACAACCAGCGCACCAAAGGCUUCUUGUGCGACGUGAUCAUCGUGGUGCAGAACGCCCUCUUCCGCGCGCACAAGAACGUGCUGGCGGCCAGCAGCGCCUACCUCAAGUCCCUGGUGGUGCAUGACAAUCUGCUCAACCUGGACCAUGACAUGGUGAGCCCGGCCGUGUUCCGCCUGGUGCUGGACUUCAUCUACACCGGCCGCCUGGCCGAUGGCCCAGAGGCGGCGGCGGCGGCGGCCGUGGCCCCGGGGGCCGAGCCGAGCUUGGGCGCCGUGCUGGCUGCCGCCAGCUACCUGCAGAUCCCUGACCUCGUGGCGCUGUGCAAGAAACGCCUCAAGCGCCACGGCAAGUACUGCCACCUGCGGGGCGGCGGCGGCGGCGGCGGCGGCUAUGCACCCUACGGGAGGCCGGGCCGGGGCCUGCGGGCUGCCACGCCGGUCAUCCAGGCCUGCUACUCGUCCCCGGCCGGACCUCCGCCGCCGCCCACCACCGAGCCGCCGUCGGGUCCUGAGGCCGCAGUGAACACGCACUGCGCGGAGCUCUACGCCUCGGGCCCUGGGCCGGCCGCCGCGCUCUGCGCCCCGGAGCGCCGCUGUUCCCCGCUCUGCGGCCUGGACCUGUCCAAGAAAAGUCCGCCGGGCUCCGCGCCCCCUGAGCGGCCGCCGGGCGAGCGCGAAAUGCCCCCGCGCCCAGACAGCCCUCCCAGCGCCGGCCCCGCAGCCUACAAGGAGCCACCGCUCGCCUUGCCGCCGCUGCCGCCGCUGCCCUUCCAGAAGCUGGAGGAGGCCGGACCGCCUCCGGACCCAUUCCGAGGCGGCGGCGGCAGCCCGGGACCCGAGCCCCCCGGCCGCCCCGACGGGCCAAGCCUCCUCUACCGCUGGAUGAAGCACGAGCCGGGCCUGGGCAGCUACGGCGACGAGCUAGGCCGCGAGCGCGGCUCCCCCAGUGAGCGCUGCGAGGAGCGCGGCGGGGACACGGCCGCCUCGCCCGGGGGGCCCCCGCUCGGCUUGGCGCCGCCGCCGCGCUAUCCGGGCAGCCUGGACGGGCCUGGCGCGGGCGGCGACGGCGACGACUACAAGAGCAGCAGCGAGGAGACAGGCAGCAGCGAGGACCCCAGCCCUCCCGGCGGCCACCUCGAGGGCUACCCAUGCCCGCACCUGGCCUACGGCGAACCCGAGAGCUUCGGCGACAACCUGUACGUGUGCAUCCCGUGCGGCAAGGGCUUCCCCAGCUCGGAGCAGCUGAACGCGCACGUGGAGGCGCACGUGGAGGAGGAAGAGGCGCUGUACGGCAGGGCCGAGGCGGCUGAGGUGGCUGCGGGGGCCGCCGGCCUCGGGCCCCCUUUUGGAGGCGGUGGGGACAAGGUCUCUGGGGCUCCGGGGGGCCUGGGCGAGCUGCUGCGGCCAUACCGCUGCGCGUCGUGCGACAAGAGCUACAAGGACCCGGCCACACUGAGGCAGCACGAGAAGACGCACUGGCUGACUCGGCCCUAUCCGUGCACCAUCUGCGGGAAGAAGUUCACGCAGCGCGGGACCAUGACGCGCCACAUGCGCAGCCACCUGGGCCUCAAGCCCUUCGCGUGUGACGCCUGCGGCAUGCGCUUCACACGCCAGUACCGCCUCACGGAGCACAUGCGCAUCCACUCGGGCGAGAAGCCCUACGAGUGCCAGGUGUGCGGCGGCAAGUUCGCUCAGCAACGCAACCUCAUCAGCCACAUGAAGAUGCACGCUGUGGGGGGCGCGGCCGGUGCGGCCGGGGCGCUGGCGGGCCUGGGGGGUCUCCCUGGCGUCCCCGGCCCCGACGGCAAGGGCAAGCUCGAUUUCCCCGAGGGCGUCUUUGCUGUGGCGCGCCUCACGGCUGAACAGCUGAGCCUGAAGCAGCAGGACAAGGCGGCCGCGGCCGAGCUGCUGGCCCAGACCACGCACUUUCUGCACGACCCCAAGGUGGCGCUCGAGAGCCUCUACCCGUUGGCCAAGUUCACUGCGGAGCUGGGCCUCAGCCCCGACAAGGCGGCGGAGGUGCUGAGCCAGGGAGCGCACCUGGCCGCCGGCCCCGAUGGCCGGACCAUCGACCGUUUCUCCCCCACUUAGAGCACCUCUUGCGGGCCCGCCUCGUCGCCGCCCCCAGGGAGUGGCGGCGGCCACCAGCAGACAGGCACAACGCGCCCGCGCCGGGACCACUGUAGUAGCAGCGGCAGCGUCGCCGCGGGGCCGGCGGCCCCUCCUCUCUGCGGCCUCACCUGGCCUCACUGCUUUGUGCCUUAGCCCGGGGGUGGGGGUGGGGGGAAAACCCCGGGACGGGGGUGGGAUAGGGGAAGGGAGAUUUAUAUUUUUGAUAUCAGCUUUGACCAAAGGAGACCCCCGGCCCUUCUCCGCCUCUUCCUGUGGUUCGUUGGCCCCCUUCCCUCGGCUCCGUGCUGCUCUUGGGGGGAGGGGUGUCACUGUUGGGGCGCUCCCAGCCCUACCUCCGGCCCUUGCGACCACACCCAUUCUCACUGUGAAUCGCCCCGCUGGGGUCGGAGCGUCGGGCAGGGUUGGGGAGCGGGGAGGGGACUGAGCCGGCCGGAGGGCUCCCCGCCCCCGCCCCCGCCCGCCCCGGGACUGAUAAUGUGAAGUUCCUCAUUUUGCACAAGUGGCACUAGCCCCAGGGCCAACCCUUCCCUCCCUCUGGAGUCAGAGGGCUGAGACAGCCCUGGUCUACCCGGUCUCCCACUCCCGCGGUGGUCCCACCUCCCUUCCCUGGGGCCCCAGACCAUAUUUAUUGCAUGCGCCCCGGGCGGCCCCCCAUCCCGAGCCCAGGCUGGGCUGGGCUGGAACGUGGUCUCUUUAGCUCCCUCCUCGUUUGUAUAUUUCCUACCUUGUACACAGGCUCUUCCAGAGCCGCUUCCAUUUUCUAUAUUCGAACCAAACAGCAAUAAAGCAGUAACCAAGGA
Molecule: messenger RNA, 4606 nt
Organism: Camelus dromedarius (Arabian camel)
Lineage: Eukaryota; Metazoa; Chordata; Mammalia; Artiodactyla; Camelidae
Gene: HIC1
Product: HIC ZBTB transcriptional repressor 1
Exons: 3
Coding region: 1620-3764 (714 amino acids)
Biological process (GO): regulation of transcription by RNA polymerase II
Cellular component (GO): nucleus
Molecular function (GO): protein binding; DNA-binding transcription factor activity, RNA polymerase II-specific
Source: RefSeq, a predicted model, not a curated record